Orbicella faveolata is the source of this 2430-nucleotide messenger RNA. RefSeq lists its product as uncharacterized. The record is from RefSeq and is a predicted model, not a curated record. NCBI's taxonomy places the organism in Eukaryota, Metazoa, Cnidaria, Anthozoa, Scleractinia, Merulinidae.
ACCUCCAUAUGCUUAAAGGCCAGAGUCAAGUUUCGCGUGGUCAAAUUCGGUCGUUAUGCAAUAGUAUAAUGCCAUAUGUCACCUUACGCUGAACGUUCGCUUUGAAAGUAAAAGAAAAAAAAAAACUCCUCGUAGAGAGAGCUUGGGUCGCCUGUGCUCACGAGAGCGCUCACGAGUAAACACUGGAGUUAAUAAAUCUCUUGUUUUCAAAUAAUUGCGUGACAGCGGGGUAUCGAAGUUCUAAUUACUGUGUUGCGUAGCAACAGCGUCUGGGUCAGCUGGAGGCCGCAGACGAAAAGAAACAAAACCACAAAAUGGUGGAAAAGGCAAGCAUUUUGUCCUGGAGAGGAUCCGAUCAAUAUUAUAACCCUUACAUUGGCCGAGGAGAAGUGCUAUUUACAGGUCCUGAUGGUAUCAGGGAUCACCAAGCUUCAGUUCUUGAUCCUAAUACUUAUGUUGGAAUUGGAACCAUGUCCCCAGAGGGGACCAGUGAUCUAAACUAUCUAUGGAGACCAUCAAGGGGCUGUCCGCAUCCACUACCCAAGUCAGCAAAGGUUGGAGAGGUGGGGUGGGGUUUGCAGUUUUACACAGAUCAUUCGCAAUUGAGAAGUAGACACCAAAUCAAGCGUGGUGAAUUUAGACAAGCUACAGAGGACAGACAUACUCAUCUUUAUCAAAAUCCUUGGUAUGCAGGUCCAAAUGAUGAACAAACGGACGACUCUGCUAAAGAUGAUCAGAUUCAGCUGUGCAGUCGGAGUGAAAGGCAUAUGACACCUCCUGGCAGAUCCAGUGCACGUCCUUUCAGGUCCCGUACACCCACCCCUCAAAGAACCCCUCACUAUGAUGCCCCUAGACAAACAACACCUAGACCUCGUUCUGCAAUCCCUGGAAGCAAACCUCGGUCUGGUACUCAGUCCAGCUCUACGUCUCUGCAGAGUCAGCAUGCAGAUCAUGACAUCUGAAAACAAGAUGAAGAAAAAGAAGAAAAAUUGUCAAGGAACAUGCACACAAGACAACAGUAAUUUACCAGCAACAGCAUGACAAAUCUUCAGGGCUUCGAUUCCUCUUUUCUGCAAUAUUUGACAGUCCCUGUACAGUUUGCUCAAUACACAUGAAGGUUAAAGAAAAUACAAGUGCACAAUCUCAAAAUGAACUUUUGGAAAUAUUUAAAAGGAUAUUUGAUGUUUUUCUGCUAAUGCACAACACAAAACAAAAAACCAUAUUAAAAAAAUACAUGAGUUAUUUUGCAUUGAAAUGAAUAAAUAGUAAUAUAAAAUGGCUGAAAAAAUGUUGUUCAUAUUUUCUUCCCUUUGCAACCCACCUCAAAUUAUAUUUUCAGCUCAUGGUCCAUGUCAAUUUUGGCUUUCAUGGAUUUACUACAUGAAGCCUGUUUCUUUCAAGCAUGUUUAACAUCUUUGCUUUGAUGAAUGGAUAGCGCUUAAAACAUUUCACCCUUUUUUCAAAUUUGCCAUGACUAUUAAUUUACUUCUACAUCAACUUCAAGUUGAUGACUAGCUAAGUUAAUCUGUCCACAGACGCUCUAUUUUGAGUUGGCCAAGAUCACAAGCAUUAGUAUUAACCACAGGGGAUUUAAAAAGGGGUGGCCAAAAUAGAGGUUUAAUUUUUUUGUGCCCGCUUCACAGCUGCUCUUGCACUCUGCACUCAAAGAAAAAUAACUCGUAGCAAAACAAUAAACAUCUCUGGACAGACUAAACAAAGUCUUUUAAUGGUGUAAUGUCCUAGUGUCCCAUCCAGGGAGAGUAUUAGUAAUAUUCCUUGUUGCUUCAUGUCACAGAAUUUGGUGUUAAGUGAGCAUUUGACUUCUCAAAUACAUGGAGCUAGCAAGGAAAAAGCAUUUAAUCUUUCUAGUAGUUGAUAAUGAGAUUAUGAGCUUGAGACCUCUAGGAGGUGAUAGCUGAUGACACUGAGGGCAAGAAUCGAGUACUCACACUGGAACGGGAAGCACAAAAAACAACCUUCAGAAAAUUUCAAUUUAAGGGUGGCUCUUUCCUGAUUUUGAAACAAUAAAAAGACAACCAUGAAACAGACGUCCUAUUGAAUUGAAUUUUAUUCUUACUCUUUCACCUGCAUCUUUUAGUGACUGCAUGUUUACAAGUGACCAUGGAAUAAUGUUGCUUUAUGUGUAGCUUUAUAUACAAUGAAAAUUAAGACAAACACCAGGUGCCAGCUGCUUAAAAUAACCAGUAGACUGCAGAAGGAAUUAAUUGUGUCUUGUGCAAGUGUAACUGUCGUCACUCAAAAGAACAUGGAACCACACAGAUUUGAGAUGACAAAAAUGUAAUACAUUCAACAAUUGGUAGACCAAUAACAAAGUGGAAUAAAUUAUUAUGUGAAAUUUCUGUAGCCAAAACUUUGGAUUGCAUGCAGAAGCAGCUGAAUUUAGACGAGAUAUGAACUAAAAACCCAAAA